AUUCCCUGGAACCCCAAACUUGCGACUCGACGACAUCCUUUUCUUAGCUUCAAAGUUCCUCCGAACCCCAGGCUCUGUCGAGCUCGUUUUCUGUCUCACCCUCCCACGCUCCCUCCCCCUCCCGACCGCGAGCGCGCAAUCUCGACCUCAACAACACUUUGGCCCAAGGAGCCACUCGAACCUCGAUAGCCAACGGUUUCGCCCUUGUGUGACGCUCUGUGGGCACCCGCUUAGCUGUCCCAUUCGCUCUACCUAAUCUUUUCUCGCUUCCUCGAGAUACGACAUCCUGGGGCCAUCCCCCCCCGUCCCUCGAUCCGCUACCCGUCGCCGUCACUGUUCGCUUUGAUCGUCGCCGUCGCCAUCGUCCUGUCGUGCACGACAACCCGCCUCCUGAUAUUGCUCACCACCAUAUCCGCCUCGCCCGCCCUCUAUCGCAAUCGCGACGCCGUCUCCAUAUUCUACAUACACGGAUCCCCCAAGACUUUUGCCUUUGCGAUACAUUCAAAGGAAACCGGCCUCGGUAGCGAAUUGCACACGCCUCUGCUCAUUUUCGAUUCGGAGCCUUGCCCGCCAACGAUUGCUUGAGAGACAUCGAAUCUGAUCCGAUCUGUCUCCUUUACGCCCGUCUGUCACGGCUUGCGCGAGACUGGGACCUAUAUCUAGCUUCUACCCUACUGCUUACGCCCUCGUUCAAGGCCUCAGAGCAAUCCCGUUGAUCGAAUGAUGGACAUAGAACGAAAAUCGUGCUCCUAAAAGACCAAUUCUUCAACAAGCCAAAGCUGCCGCUUCCGCCAAUUGCAUAUCGCAACCCGAGCACUCGCGCUUUUGUGUUGCGACUGAGACUUCUUGCACCGCUUCGACCUGUUUGGGCUUAUAGUUUGACCUUAACUCGCCUUCCGACUACCCACCCCCAUUGGUCUCGACUCACAUCGACGAGUAUUGUUAGUCGACGGUUACGCUUUCCAUAUCGCAACAAACGAGUGCGGCAAUUGCGAAAUCGCCGAAGAUUUGAAGAUGGCUGCGCCGGGUUCCAACAAGCCCGAAGUGGGCGACAUUUUGGUGGUCAUCCACGAUUUUCAAGCUCGUAGUUCGGACGAGUUGAGCUUAACCAAGGGUGACCGCGUGGAACUGAUUGAACGCGAUGACGAAUUCGGUGACGGCUGGUUCUUGGGAAAGCAUUUGGCAAAUGGCAACAGUGGUCUUUUCCCAGAAGUCUAUACGCGUCCUGCACCCAAGCCCCAUUCCAGCAGCCCGUCUCUCCAAAAACCUGUUCUCGCGCCGCUGGCCGAAAUCGUUAACGAGCAAACGGCAAAUUCCACUUAUUCUUACGGCAACUUCAACAAGAUUGGGAAAUCGGCCGAUGAAACCUUACCGUUAAGCUCCUUCAAGCCAGCUUCAGCACCCGACGGCCCUGCACAUUCGUUUCUCAGCAGUAGUUUGCCAAUAGGGGGUAUUGGACGCCCCGGCGCUGACAGCCACGUCCUACACGAGACUCUGAAUGUGAUCGACGAACAUAUUACGGAUUUGAACUCGCCGCAAAGCAACGGAGCUCUUCGAAACACUGGCGAUUCUGGUAGCGAAUACAGCUCGCACAUAGGCAACCGUGUCUCAUACAUUCAAGGCGAAGAAACGGAUGAGGAGGAAGAAGGAAACCAUACACGAAGCGAGGUCGAAUCCUGGUCUGCCGAUCAAGUUGCCGAGUACUUGUUUACGGUAGGAGUGGAGAAGCACCACUGUGAGGUGUUCCGUGACCAGGAGAUCACCGGAGAGGUCAUUCUCGGGAUGGAUCAAACAUCGCUAUUUAUCAAAGCCUUUGAUCUGGGGUCUGUGGGAAGACGGCUAAAAACUUGGCAGAAGAUCAAAAACCUACAGGAUGAGGUCAACGGAGAAGGGCCAGGCUCGCGCGUACUCAGCCAGUCGUAUGGGAGCGAGGUCGGGUCUGAUGCACAAGGGAAGAUGCGCAGCAGGACGAACACCCUCACAGGGUCGACUCCACGGUACUCAUCCAACACCAGCCAAUCUCUGUCAGUCCAGACAAAGCGCUCGUCGGAAACCCCCAAAAUGGACCCUGUCCAGCCCGUGUCUCCAGUCUCACCUCUGAUGGAGAGCCCAAAUCGUAUGUUCCACGAAAGGAGACCCUCCGCUGCAGACAUCAGAGACUUGCACCACUCCCGUCGCCAUUCCUCGACUGAUUUCCGUCUCGCAGGAGCAUCCCCGGCCACCCCUAAAGUCUCAGGUGGAACGUUGCACGGAACAGAGGUGCCCCACAAGAAGCAACCGUCUUUCGACCGAAACUGGACGCUGGGCAGUGCAAGCAACUCUAACCAUCCCGAGUCCUCGGCCGGGCAACAAGAUAAUGUGGCUGUUCAGGAGCCUGAGAUCCAGGAUUCGGCAGUAGACUUGGAUCGAGGCUACUUGUCAGGAACCGAUGCCGAUCCUCGGCAGCGGAACGUGCUGAAGAAGCGUGAGAGCAAGGCCCCUGCUCUCGCGGAAUCGCCAAAGACGAGCUACACGGAAGAGCAGCGUGUGCGGAGCGCCACAACUCUUUCUCGACAGUCACGGUUAGGCAGCAUUGAUUCCUCCCGUGAAGCAGUUGGCAUCUUGCCUGCUGCACAGAAAUACUACGGGCUGGUUAGGCGCACAGCUUCCACGGCUACCAUGGAGUCAGCUCGUCUCUCCAUCGAACGCAACCACCCUACGGUUACCAAACUCGAGGGAUCGCCGGAGCAAAGCAGGUCCUCUCCCAGAUCGGCUCUCAAACGCCUGAGCCAAGUCAACCACCCGGACUUUAAUAUGGCCGGCAUGCUAAAGAACGGCUUCGGCGGGCUACGAGCCGCCUCAGACGCGAUCACGGGUACCGAACGAGCAAAAGUGGCGUCACCAGUGGACACGCCGUCCAAAGACUCGUCUAUCUAUUCGCCCACACGCACCGGCUCAACCACGCCCUCGGCCGGCCGAAGUUUGGAUCUCGACCAGGAGACUGCCAAGAGUUUGAGCACCGUGGCAACCGCGGCCUCUGCCGCGAAACAAGCAGCAAACCGGAAGAAGACCAAGAAGGAGACAAGUGCUUAUACGCGUGGUUUACAAAAGAUCGGCCCACGAGAAUCGAUCAAGGAUGCGGACUACAGUGGAUGGAUGAAGAAGAGGAGUGCCAACCUGAUGACCACAUGGAAGCCGCGACUCUUUGUCCUGAAGGGUAGACGCUUGGCUUACUAUUAUUCUGAAGACGACCAAGAGGAGAAAGGCUUAAUUGACAUUUCCUUCCAUCGGGUACUUCCGGCGGACAAUGAGCGCUUGACUGGCUUCCAUGCGACGCUUAUGGGGGCUAGUACCUCCCCAGCAAUCCCGGCUGGAAGCCAUGUCCAGACGCUCGCAGACGCGGAUGCAGAGCGGGAUCCAACGGAAGAGGGGGAUCAGAUGUUCAUCUUCAAGCUUGUUCCACCACGAGCCGGUCUCUCGCGAGCAGUGAACUUCACAAAGCCUACAGUACACUACUUUGCAGUACCCAACAUCAAGCAGGGUCGCCUGUGGAUGGCAGCUCUCAUGAAGGCGACUAUUGAUCGCGAUGAUACCCAAGCAGUCACGACGACAUACCAGCAGAAAACUAUCUCGCUCACCAAGGCGCGCCAGAUGCUUCACAGACCACCAGCAUUGAUGAAUUUGGUGGAGGCCAGUGAAGACAAUGCUGGUGACGACAAAAGGGGGCCCGCAAAGGAGCAAAAUGGCCUAGGUAUUAGCUACAACGAGGCGGACAGCGGAGUUGCUGGGUUUGAGAAGCUGGGACUUUCUCACAUUGAUGAAGGUGGAUUGGGAUUUGAUGAGAAGGAUGGAUCGGUUCCUCAGAGCGCUUAGGCGAUUUUAAGGAACCCCCAAUCCGAGGCCUAUCGAUGUGUGAUCUGGCUACGUUACCACACCUUCGGCCUUGCAUUACGUCCAGCAUUCACAUGGAAGGAGGCGAUCUCAACCCCUUUGUCUUUUUUGUUCUUUAUCUUCUCGUUUUGAUUUUCUUUUAUUUAUUUUUUGGGUUCGUUGAUGAAAAUCACCAUUCAAGACGUACAUCCUAAUGUGCCAUGUAUUUCAAGAGCAAUUGGGAAGGGAAAGGAACGGAACGGGGCGCAUCUGGUACACUAUGUUAUGCUGCCCGAGGCUUAGUGAGGCAAUGGCAGGUAGCGAAAGGAUUAGUAUAAGAGAUACUGAGUCGUGUUUUUGUACCCAGAACAAAUGGCGAUUGGAAGUCUU
Molecule: messenger RNA, 4239 nt
Organism: Neurospora crassa OR74A
Lineage: Eukaryota; Fungi; Ascomycota; Sordariomycetes; Sordariales; Sordariaceae
Product: polarized growth protein Boi2
Exons: 3
Coding region: 1015-3852 (945 amino acids)
Biological process (GO): actin cytoskeleton organization
Cellular component (GO): plasma membrane
Molecular function (GO): protein binding
Source: RefSeq, a predicted model, not a curated record